Saccostrea echinata is the source of this 4244-nucleotide messenger RNA. Its product is annotated as sorting nexin-27-like. NCBI's taxonomy places the organism in Eukaryota, Metazoa, Mollusca, Bivalvia, Ostreida, Ostreidae. Gene Ontology annotation, biological process: intracellular protein transport; signal transduction. The record is from RefSeq and is a predicted model, not a curated record. The transcript has 14 exons. The coding region runs from base 19 to 1551 and encodes 510 amino acids. Gene Ontology annotation, molecular function: protein binding; phosphatidylinositol-3-phosphate binding. Gene Ontology annotation, cellular component: early endosome.
UUGGUCACAUGACAUAAAAUGGCAGAUAGCGAAGAGAGCAGUCCACCCUCUUCACCUGAUAUCCGAGAUGAUGAGCCAGGGAGACCUCGAGAGGUCACGAUUACUAAAUCAGAGACAGGGUUUGGCUUCAAUGUGAGAGGCCAAGUUAGUGAAGGAGGUGUAUUGAAGUCAAUCAAUGGCGUAUUGUACGCUCCCUUACAACAUGUCAGUGCAGUGCUAGAUGGAGGAGCAGCACAGAGGGCAGGGAUAAGGAAAGGGGACCGAAUACUAGAGGUGAACCAUGUUAAUGUUGAAGGAGCAACACACAAACAAGUGGUGGAUCUAAUAAAAAGUGGAGGUGACUCUCUUGUUUUAACAGUGAUUUCUGUGCCAGAACAGGUUGCUGAGAGGUUGGAACCAAGUGAUGAUUCAUCAGGACCCUCCUAUAUAGACUACUCUGAGCGACGCUCCCUCCCAAUAUCUAUCCCUGACUACCAGACUGUAGAGCAGGGUGGAGAAAAAUUUGUGGUUUUCAAUAUAUAUAUGGCUGGAAGGCAUCUUUGUUCCCGAAGAUACAGGGAGUUUGACACACUGCAUUCUCGCUUAAAAAGAGAGUUUCCUGACUUCAGUUUUCCCAAAAUGCCUGGAAAGAAGUUAUUUACCCUGUCAGAACAGCAGCUGGAUGCUAGGAGACGAGGCUUAGAGCAGUACCUAGAAAAAGUGUGUGCUGUACGGGUAAUUGGUGAAUGUGACUAUGUGCAGGAAUUUUUGGCUGCCCCAGAAAUUGAUCAAGAAAACAAUCACACAAGUUCAGAGGUAGAACUGAAAGUGCUGCUUCCAGAUCGCAACCUGUGUGUUGUCAAAGUUAAUCGCAAUGACACAGCUGAUGAAGUCUAUAAGGCUGUUGUGUCCAGGCUACAUAUGUCAGAGACUGCAGCUCACUGCUUUUAUUUAUUUGAAACAGUGGAAUAUAAUUUUGACAGGAAACUACAAAAUACAGAAUUCCCUCACAAUAUAUACAUACAAAACUACAGUACUGCCACCUCCACUUGUAUCACCUUACGACGAUGGUUGUUCCCCCCCUCUCUGGAGGCCAUGCUCAACUCUGAUCAACAAGCAAUCAAUUUCCUCUUUUGGGAGGCUGUUGACUGUGUAAAUAAAGGACAAAUCAAAACAGAGGAUAAACUCUAUGAACUUAAAGCACUACAGGAAUCCAACAAAAGCAUUGAGUACCUGAAGGUGGCUCGACAAUUAGAGGGUUAUGGGGAAGUAAUGUUCCCCCACUGUGCUUGUGACUCACGGAAAGAUGGUCAUGUGAUUGCUGUGAUAGGAUUUGAGUGCUUCAAACUCCAUGCCUGUAAAAAUGAUGGCACUCCAGAGUCUCAAGUGAUAGAAUUUCAGUGGAAGGAUGUGAAGUCUUAUGAUAUUGAAGAGGAAGGAAUGGCUUUCUCUUUUGAGUAUGCUCGUCCUGGAAAGAAACCUCGUAAUGUGCAAAUAUUGACACCUUACUAUGAGUACAUGAAGGAAUGUUUUGAUCGGAUAUUUGAGGAAAGAGAGCAGGAAUAUGCGUGAUGAUUUUCAAAAUAAACAAGAAACUCCCUGAGGCCAAAAAUCAGCUGAAAUAACUGUGUUCUUGGAUAUUGCAAAAUCACUUUGUUGCUAUAGAAACAGCAGGAAGUCCUGGUGUGCUAUCAUCCAUGUUAUAGAACUGUUACGAUUUUGGAUGAUUGUUCUUGCAAUAUGCAUGUUGCGGGUCAACUUCCAUGUGAUGUACAUCUUGGUGUUAAUGAAAUUCAAAAUCUUGUUAAUAAUUUUUAGGCUUCUUGUUGAUCUAUAUUGUUAUUUAUUUCAAUUUUAUAACUGUUUAGUUUUGUAUUUAGCUUGUAACAGUUCCAUUGAAAGAUAUUUUGUGAUUGUGAAAACAAGUUAGAAUAAUUGGUGUUUUGUGUUUGCUCAGAUUUGAUGGGUAGUGCUAACAUCUUGCUGUAGAUUUAGAUGUGUAAAUCCACAAGAAUAUCUAGUCAAUUAUGGGUUGAUUUCUGCCACUGUAAACCCUGAUAUACAUUUGUAAAUAAAUCUAAAGUUAAUAUGUAAAUAUGUAAUAUUGUUAAGAAAAUAAAUAAAAUUCUAAUUAUGAAAUAUAUUUUGGGGGUACACAUAUAAAUAAACAUGUUACAUUUUGUUGUUCCCAUAAGGGUAUUAUCUGCUGAAAUCCUACUGCCCCCAUACAAAAAUCUGGCCAUGCAGGCCACUGGUAGAAUUUUCUGAUCAAAGAUUGAAGCUGUCAUCAAACAUUAUAAAUGUGUGGAGUAUGCACAAAAAACAUUUUAAUCUAAACUUUAUUUAAUUCAAUUCUCAAAACUAGAGUAAGGAGGCAGUUGAAGUUUUUGUAAAAAGAACACAAGAGACUAGGAAUAAUCUAUGAGGACCUCGAAUUGUGUUGAUUGAUCUGACUGAUGCAGGUGAGAUCUGUGUUCUAUAUAGACCUCUUGUCUUAAUAUGAACUGUGUCAUACUCUAAAACAAAGCCAAAUGCAAAUUUAUUUACAUGUAGUUAGACUAAUGUAAACAGAGUCUCUUAACUUCCGUUGUUUUAAUUGAUGGUAAUUUUUUUGUUUUGGUCCAUGUACACAAAUCAAAAUAUGUUAAAAGCAGUGUACAGUAAUCAAAAUUUAAAAGCAGUCAUAAGAAGUGUAUAUCUUCUAUAUAUACUUUAUACAGAAAGAAUGACAUAUUUGGAAUUUAUUGAUUGAAUUUCAUCUAUGUAGUAAUGAGCAUCAUUAAUAUGCAUAGUACAUGUAUACAUACAGACAUUCAAAAAUAAGCUGUUUUAAAGCCAUUGUCAUUAAAAUCUGUGUGUGUCUUGAUGGUUAUGAAAAAGAAUUGUUGAGAAAUGAGAAUUCAUUAUCUGUAUUAAAUUAUCCUCAUAAAUCUAUUUUAUUCUAGAUUGAUAAAAUAUGUAUAUUGUUGGUAUUUGUUAUGUAAGGUACCAUUCUGUGUCCCCAGAUAAUGCAUGAACAAAUUUAUAAGCAUAGAAUGCAUUGCUUAUUCUGACUUCUGACUAGUACAAAUACAUGAAAAUAUUGAUUCAUCUAAAAUAUAAAUUUUUGUCGAAUUUGAAGUAUUUCAACAAAUAUGAAGUUUUCUAAAAUUAAAGAUGUUCAAUGUAAAUUAACUGGUGAUACCUUGUUUUCACAGGGUUCUGUUCAUGAAUUUAAAAUACAGUUUUCUCUGUAUUUCCUCAUUCUUUUAUUGUUGGCUUUAUGUGACAUUGGUAUAAAUAUUGUAAAAAAAAAAAAUUGAAGAAAAUGUUUAUCGAAUGUGUUUCAACUAGUGUUUAGAAAAUGAGUUAAUUAUACUAUUACAAAUAUUUAGAAUGGAGAAUGUUCAUUUCAUAUUUAUACUAUUUUGCAUUAAGAAAAAAUGGAGACAAAGAUUGUGAAUUAUAUUUCGUUGUUUAAUGUAAUGUUUCAUGCAUAUAAAUUUUAUUUGUGUAUUCAUGUGUAAUUUUUCCUUGUAAGCAAUUUUGAGCAUUAUCUAUUUAGUUGAUAAUGGCGCACACAUUAUAUAUCUGUACAGUAAUUUCAAACAUGUACAUCAAAUUUACACGUGUAGACUGAACUAGGUUGAAUUUUGUGAGGAAAAACAAGGGUCCAAGGAUUGAAAUAUAUAUACUUGUUAUAUUCUGUUUGAUUUGUAAAAUAAGAAGUAGAUUAAUAAAAGUGCCAGAUGAUAAUGGCACUUAAUUUAGAACCUGCAGGUUUAAUUAGAGAUUCCCAGUCAAAGUAAUAGUUUCAUUUGUAUGAUCAUUGUCAAACAUAUAUGAACAUUUAGUUGAAUGUAUGACACUGGGAGGUUAAAAAAUUGUAUAUAAUGUACUAACUGGUCUUUUUUGAGGUCAUGUUUGGUGAAGCUGAAAGCUGUAAUUUUUGAAAAUGAGAAGUUUCUAUGAAAUAUGUUAGCCUUCAUGCAAGCAUACUUCCCUUGGCCAUAAUAAUGAUUUGCAAUAUUGAACAAAGGAAAAUUUUUUUCCUGUAUACAAUUUUGUCUCGUGAUUUUCAUGCAAAGUCGUGUGUACCAAAAUUUGUUGUGAAGCAUUUAACUUUCACACCUUCAUUUAGUGAACAAUGGACACUUUUUUAUCACAUGUAGUAUUUGGUGAGUUUUACCACUCAGAAAUCUAAAUUCUGGAACGUUUAUUGUUUAUGUUAAAUAUUAUGAUAUAUAUCAAUGACUGUUUUCAGUGAAAUAAAAGUUAUGAUUAUA